AGUUGAAAAAAUAAAUUAAAUUAAUGAUAAUUAACAAUUAAUUGCAUAUUAUUCGGCAACUCGGCCGUACGCUAGCUAACCGCGGUGGAGGUUGGUACUCGGAUUCUGAUGGCUUUUCCGCAAACGUGACCUUUAAGUGGUCUUGUUGUGUAGGGGUUAUCACGCCUAUCUAGAGAGUAGGAGGUUGAGGGUUCGAGUCCCUCCAAGACACGUGGAUUCUUUUUCGCAAAUUUCAUAUCAAUUUGUCCAUUUCGAAACAUAUGCUGUGCAUAUGCAGAGCCAAGAUAUUUAACAAAAUAAUGAUAAUUGUUUCUCGUUUAUCGGGUACUUUGCGUAGUUCUGCCAGUUCUUAUCAAAUCUCGACCAUUAAUCGAAUUCGCUUGAAAGCGAGAGUCGUCAUUAUCUAUCUGUACAAUUUUUCGAAUACGCCCCUUUUAACUACUCAAUCGUGGUGUCCCAUUAUUUCCGCCAGUAUAGAUCAGUAGCUCACGAUGGAUACAUUAAUUUGGCUGUUAAUCAUUAUUGUGUCGAUUAACUAUUCCUUUGGAACGAAGCUGUGGCGAAAUAAUCUGGACUUCAACGAUCGAUCCAAUUGGCAAUCAAAUGAAUUGCCAAAAUCCGGUCAAUCUAUCCAAUAUCCCGCCAAGCUCAAUGCACUAGUUGAACUACCAACUAGUUUUAGUGUUGGGUCGUUGAUUCUACCCACCACUGGAGCAGUUCUCGUUCCAGAAACGGAUUUUUCAUUGCACUUUGAAAGUGACCACAGACAUCGUGAAACAACAGUCUUUAAAACCCCAGCUCGGAAACCGUACUAUUCUACUGCAAACUGGAAGGCUGUGGACAACUCUGGAAAGGCUGUUUCUGGACCGAACGGUGCCACCCCUCAUCUGGAGCGAAUUCCUUGUCAGUAUGAGGCCGUGUUAUUCGGAAAAAUACCUUCACCGAUUGAUUUGCAAUAUCAUUCUGCUAUCGAAGUUAAGGAAAUCAAUUACGGAGGAGCAAAAGGACUUGACGAGUUUCGUCGCUUCUUGGUGUCGGAUCUGGGCCAGUACGUUUUCUAUAACGGAGAAGAAACCUUGGUAACAGAAGGUAAAUGUAGCAGUCCUGAAAAAUGCCCCUGUCAACCGGAAUGGGUCCUCGAAGCCGUUUGUGCCAACGAGGUAUGUCCAGUUCCGCACUGUUUGAGUCCUAUUGUGCCGAAAGGCCAUUGUUGUGCUAUAUGCGGAAGCGUGCUCUCGGUGGAUUUGGGAAAUUUUGUGGAGAACUUUGAUUUUAAUGACUUCUCCCGGAAAUUGGCUCGUAAAAUUACAUCGGCGGAGGUGGAUCAGUCCGAGGUGGAGUAUCACAUAAGUGUUGAAAAUUAUGCACUUCAGCUGGUGAUCAUCGACAGAGAAGAGUAUUCAGAGCAAAGCGUUGAUUUAAUGAAAAGUUUGGAGCCUUAUUUUGUGAUGCGGUUUCAAAACGGACAUAAAAUAGUUCAUGCAGGUCACCCUCAUAUACCGUAUCAAAGUGGCCAACUGUUUCUAGUGAUAUUCGUUUCACUGUUAGCGAUUUCAAUUUUUUUCACUAUCUUGUACGCUUACUACUACGACGACAAAGUAGUUCCUCGUCUUACAGCCGUUAUUCGAAACAGAACAUUUUUCUCAUCACCGUUUGUAUUUGCUCGAUUCGAUCCUAACAACGCUCAUGAUGACUCAACGGUGGAUAUCAAUUUCAACCCGUCCGGAAUUGAAAAUUUGAACUCUUCUUUUAACAAUCCAAUGUUUGAAGAGAAUGAUAAAGAUGCGGCAUCGUCUUCCAAAGCAGCGGAACAUAAUGUAGAAAAAGAGUCGUAUGUGGAUGUUGAAUUGGAUAUGAGUAAAUGAUUACAGUACAUUUUUUUCAAAGCGCACGUUCUGCUAAUAAAUAUAUCCCAAUAU
Molecule: messenger RNA, 1919 nt
Organism: Armigeres subalbatus
Lineage: Eukaryota; Metazoa; Arthropoda; Insecta; Diptera; Culicidae
Gene: Amnionless
Product: protein amnionless
Exons: 2
Coding region: 492-1865 (457 amino acids)
Biological process (GO): receptor-mediated endocytosis; intracellular protein localization
Cellular component (GO): apical plasma membrane; endocytic vesicle
Source: RefSeq, a predicted model, not a curated record